ACAAACAGGAAGUACCUAACACGCCUGGGCAGUGCAGUUUCUGAUAAAGGCCUUUUCCGGUUCGUUCAACAGGGUGACGAACGUUGUGUCUGGUGCUUGUGUUAUCAAAUCUCGAACCAUCUUCCAUAAUGAGGCUUUACAAGGACAUUUUUACUGGUGAUGAGAUGUUCUCAGAUACGUUCAAAAUAAAGCUUGUUGAUGAAGUGUUAUAUGAAGUCUAUGGCAAGCUUAUAACAAGAAAGCAAGGUAAUGUCCAAAUAGAAGGAUUUAAUCCCUCUGCUGAAGAAGCUUCUGAGGGGGUAGAUGAAGCAGUAGAAAGUGGUGUUGAUGUUGUGUUGAACCAUAACCUUCAUGAAACAUAUGCCUUUGGAGACAAGAAGAGUUUUACAGCAUACCUGAAGGAAUACAUGAAAAAAUUAAUCCAGAAAUUGGAAGCGGAGAGCCCAGAUGAAGUUGGUGUUUUCAAAAUCAAUACAAAUAAAGUUAUGAAAGAUAUUUUGGGUAGAUUUAAGGAUCUUCAGUUUUUCACAGGUGAAUCCAUGGACAUUGAUGGAAUGGUUGCAAUGCUUGAGUACAGAGAUAUUGAUGGAGACAGUAUUCCUGUUUUAAUGUUUUUUAAACAUGGUCUAGAAGAAGAAAAGGUUUAGGCAAGGUUGAUACUGAACCUGAAUGGUUAAUGUGGAGUGUACACAAUCUAAAAUGCAAGGCCAUCAUGUCAUCUUUGGUCUGGAGAGUCAUCAUAUUAUGUUUUCUUUAAUUAUAAUGUACAAACUUCUUUUGGUGAAAAGUUUUCUAAAGAACUGAAAUUGUUUGUAAAUACUGUGACAUCAUCUGUGCUUUUGUAUAUUUAUUUAUACUGGAAGAUGGUGGUGAGAGAUUUGAUUGCCUUGAAGUGGCUUGGAACAUAAAGAGGUCAUGAUCUUGCAAUAAACACUGCUUCAACAAUAGUUGGAAACCUGAUCAGAUUGUUGUUACUCAUGGAAUAAAACAUUUUUACAUUUA
Zootermopsis nevadensis is the source of this 1002-nucleotide messenger RNA. RefSeq names its product translationally controlled tumor protein (gene Tctp). Lineage: Eukaryota; Metazoa; Arthropoda; Insecta; Blattodea; Termopsidae. Gene Ontology annotation, molecular function: calcium ion binding. Gene Ontology annotation, cellular component: cytoplasm. The record is from RefSeq and is a predicted model, not a curated record.